GAGACACAAGAGGAGGAAGAAGAGGUCACUCAGGUCACAGCUGGCGGGUUGUACAGACACUCGCAUACUCAUUCACUCACUCCCCUCUCCUAUCCCUGAAGUCAUGACAGAAGAACAGAGUCUCUUCCAGAGGAUGAAGUUCCUCAUAUAUGCAGGCGGCAUCUUCUUCCUCUACUUCUACUACGGUGUUCUGCAGGAAUCCAUAACUCGCACACGAUAUGGAGAAGAGAAAGAGAAAUUCACGUAUUCACUAGCGCUUGUGUUCUUCCAGUGUAUAGUUAAUGCGAUCUAUGCCAAAUUAAUGGGGAUGUUUGUACUGAAGCAGGGUGAGGACACAACCCGGCCACUGUACUAUGCCUCCUGCUCCCUCACCUACCUGCUAGCCAUGGUGUCAUCCAACAUGGCCCUGCAGUGGGUCAACUACCCCACACAGGUGGUGGGCAAGUCGUGCAAGCCAAUCCCUGUGAUGGUGUUGGGUGUUGUUCUCGGUCGGAAAUCCUAUGCCUGGAAGAAGUAUGUCUUUGUACUGAUGAUUGUUAUAGGCGUGGCACUGUUCAUCUACAAGGACUCAAAGGCUCAGAGUGCGUCAUCAGGGGAGGGCCUGGGGCUUGGUGAAGUGCUUCUGAUGCUCUCCCUCACCAUGGACGGCCUGACAGGGGCGGUGCAGGAGCGGAUGAUUGCUGAGUCUAAGACCAAGUCGGGCCACAUGAUGCUCAACAUGAAUCUCUUUUCCAUCGGCUACCUUUCCAUUGCGCUCCUGGUCACUGGGGAAAUAUUCUCCUUCAUUGGAUUUGUUCAGCGAUUCCCUGAAGUGAUCAGCAAGAUGAUUACAUUCAGCAUCUGCAGUGCACUGGGCCAGUUCUUCAUCUUCCUGAUGGUGAGUGACUUUGGGCCAUUGCCGUGCUCUGUUGUCACCACCACACGCAAGUUCUUCACCGUCCUGGGCUCAGUCAUUCUCUUUGGCAACAAGCUCUCGCCCCGGCAGUGGAGUGGCACCUUCCUAGUGUUCUCAGGCCUCACUUUGGAUGCAGUGUUUGGCAAAUCUCCCAAGAAGGCAGUGGAGGAGGACAAGGAGAGUAAAGAAUGAAGAAACAACAGUGUCAAGAUUUGCUAAGAUGUGCGAGGAGAAGGCAGAGAUGAAGGUAAUAGCUUAAGAAACAGUUGAAGUGUAUGGGUGAGUGCAUAGAUACAGAGAAGUGAUGGUGUUUGCAUGUGCAUAUAAAAAGAUGAUUUGUAAUGUUUGAAGAAGUAUGUAAUCGUGACUUCAUCUGGCAGUCAGGAAAGCUUAAUUAAUUCAUGAGUUAGCAAGUAGUUUUGUGUCAAAUUGUGAGAUAUGUGAUUUAUAUCCUGUGCAUGUUAUGAUUUUGUAGAGAUGAACAGUGAUUAGGGUGAAUUCAAGGUGGUGCCUGGAAUUUAGAGAGUGAAAGUUUUGUAAUCUUAUCUGCUUUGACAUCUGUUCUCAUGGCUCCUUCAAGGACAUGGCCAUGAUAGGUGUCUGAGUAGAUUAGAUUAGAUUACUGCUUUUUUAUUGAUAUAGGUACUCUGACUGAUGUAAACUGUGAGACUUAACUUAGAUGACUUGCUGGUAACUCGUCAGUUGCUUUCCAGAAACUAAAUUGGUGCUGAAGAUGGAAAAUUUUUGACAUUUUUUUUUUUAUGUACAGGUGAAGUGCAACUCGUAAUGUAGUGCAUGUACUAAUAUUUUCAAAGUGCUUUUUUUUUUGGUAGACAUUUAUUCCUAGCCAUUAAUGCUUUUGUAAAUCGGACUUGUUUUAUCCGUAACUUUGUACUUUUGUAAAUCGAGUGUUUUGAGAAUCUUGGCUCACCUGUACUGUGUCCCAAGCACCAAUAGACUCACUGCUGUGCUAAAGAUCCGUCCCUUGGUGGCUCAGGAGGCAGCUGGAUCUGUUGUUGUUGAUGUUCAGUUGCUGCUCCUCAGUUAUCUUGAUGUUUAUAGGUUCAGUGUGGUCAGGUCUGCAGUUCAUAAAGCUGCUUGUGUAGGCUUUGGGAUGUUGAAAUUCUUACAGAACAUUAAUGAAUUCACUAUUGUCAGGAUUGUGGUUGGUCAAACUGCUUGUAUAGGAUAUGGGAGGUUUAGAUUCUUGCUUCCAGUUCAGUACCUUACCAAAGUCUAUUUAUUUUGUGUGGCUGGAUUGGAGGUUGACGGAACUGCUUGUAGGUUGGAAAAGUUUAAGAUUUCUGGCAUACAUUCUUGAGAGCUUAGCCAAGUUCAGUUUGUUGCACUUACUCACUUAUUAAAAUCAUUCCAUUGGUUUUGUAGGAUUUUGAGUUUUAAUUUAGUAUUGAGCAAUUUAUUUUUUCUUAUUUAAUAGUCUGAGUUAUGAGUAGAUUGAUGGUAAAGGCAGUGGAAAUGGAUAAGAAGGAUUUGGUAUUGAGAUUUGAAGUAUUGCAUUAUAGAGUGGUGGAUGUGAAGAGAUCACUUGGUUGUGGAGGGAAUGGAAGUGAGAUGACAUGGAUGAACAAAGGUGGAUGUUGUGUAUGUGAGAGGAGGACAGGAGGACACUGUGUUGGAAUGUUUGAGAGAGAAGAAUGGCAAGUGAGUGAAUGGAGUGUGCAGACAGCAAGUGUAGCACAGGAACAAGUGGAAACAUGACUUGUUCUGAGGGAGGUAAGAGGAGCUGGUGUCAUAGCAAAUUAGAUUAAAUGUUUGUGUUUUCUUCUGACAAAGAUUGAAAUGAGAUAAGAUUGGAGUGGAAGUAACAGAAACAAGUGGAGGGGUGACUGUUGUUUCGAGGAAGGUGAGAAGCAAAUUAGGUUAGACUUCUGUGUUUCUGUUUGGCAAAGAUUGAACUAAGGUGAGAUAGAAAUGAAAGCCAGUGAAGCAAGUCAGUGAAUCAAUAUAAAGGAAGUUUUGCCUGUAGUUUAACGUCUAACAAAUGUAUGAUGCACAUUUCAUUUCACGAGUGUCGCUUUGGUGUGUUUCCCUGCGUCUUGCAAUCUAUCCCUGGUUGUUUGGGAAUGAGUGGUGUGCUGGAGGCAAUGAAGUGACAGGGACAAACUGGGCAGCCCCCGAGGCCCUGCUGUGGAUGUGAACCUCUUGCCAUCACUCAUGCUGGUGUUACUGGUGGUGGGGUGUGGGUGGCUGUUAAGAGAUGUUAUUUAUAUUUAUCAUUAUCACUUAUUUUGUUUCUCAUGAUGGACAGCUUUCAUAAUUCUUAUCAUUCACCAUAGUAUCACCUGCAAAGUUAUAUAUUCUCUUAAUACCAUGCUUGUUUUUGUCAUUUUGUGCUGUUAUUUAUUCAGUGAGUUAUUUUAUAUGUUAUUGAGGUACAGUUCAUUCCUAGUUAGGUACACACGCGCACAUAAACACACAACAACUCUGACUAAAUUUUGAUACUCAUAACAGCUACACUUUAGAAGUCUUGUUUUUGAGUACAGAAUGUCAGGUUUAGAUUCUUUAAGUUUAGUAUUCAUUAUUUAUUAUUGCUGUCUUUCCUUCAGGUGAGCAAAUGAUCUGGUGCAGUGUUAGUGCCUGUGAGGUAGUUGUGUUUCCCAGAAGUUAGAGAAAAUUUGAACUUACUUAGAAGAAUAGUGUAUGAUGUUGAGUAUCUGAUAAGUAAAGCUGCUGUACUUGAGUCUGACAUGUACAGUUAAUUAAUCACUCACUUUGUGCUGUACCUUUUCCUCAAUCUUAUGUUGUGUGACUUAAGGCUCUAUCAAGUAUUUUGUUAGACUUGACAGAUCAAAUGGGAAACUGAUAAGGUAAUUUGAUGUGUAACAUAUCACUGUCACAUUGUAUUUUGGCCUCAGUUAUAUGUGCUCUGAUCUAAGAAGCUAUCAAGUGUUUUAUGAGGAGACUCAGCAGAUCAGGUGUGCUUAAGAUCAGGGGAAAAUUAGCAUAGUGAGGAAGUGAAAAUUAUUUAUUGUGUUUUGCCCUUUCCUCUCCCCUAAGUCAUGUCAUCUAUGAAUCCAUCAAGAGUCGUUUUGUGUGAGAAAACUCGACAGAUCAAUGGAAAAAUUUUGUCCUGUGAGGGAGUGAAGGUUACUUGACUUUUAAUAAAUCACUCCUACUGUGUUUUGUGUCUUCAAUCUUAUGUGGUGUGACAAGAACCCAUCAAGACUUGAAAGAAGAUUUGGGAGAUUAGAAAUAUUUAAGGCUAAUGGACAGUGAGACAGUGAUGAUUUCUUAACUUCCAAUAUAUCACUCCUAUUGUGUUUUGCCUUCAAUCUUAUGUGGUGUGAUGUAAGAACCCAUCAAGAGUCAUGAUUUGUUGGAACAUAAGAUUACUGGAAGACUUCAGCACAGUGAGUGAAGGUUACUUGGUCAUGACUUGAGUGAAAACAGUAGGGUGGUGUAGGAGGUAGUGUCCUGUGGCGUAGUUCAGCUCAGUGCAGCCAUGUGGUGUUUGAAAGACUUGGCUUAAAUGAGAAAGACAAAGAGUUUAUAUUUUUAUGUCAAAGAUGAAGUAAAUAUUCCUGAAUUAU
Portunus trituberculatus (swimming crab) is the source of this 4446-nucleotide messenger RNA. It is a transcript of the gene meigo, whose product is annotated as solute carrier family 35 member B1-like. The record is from RefSeq and is a predicted model, not a curated record. Gene Ontology annotation, biological process: UDP-galactose transmembrane transport. NCBI's taxonomy places the organism in Eukaryota, Metazoa, Arthropoda, Malacostraca, Decapoda, Portunidae. Gene Ontology annotation, molecular function: UDP-galactose transmembrane transporter activity; UDP-glucose transmembrane transporter activity. The transcript is spliced from 9 exons. Bases 104 to 1087 code for a protein of 327 amino acids. Gene Ontology annotation, cellular component: endoplasmic reticulum membrane; Golgi membrane.